GAUUGGAUGCGGCUCCUGAAUUGAUCUGGUCCCCUCUCAUUCUCUCUUAUCUCUCAUUUCACCAUCUGGCUCCUCAGGGGAAGACGCUCAUUUCCACCGGGCUCCCCUCUAUAUAAACCCAAACAGAAGCUGAGGGGAACAGUCUGUACCAACAGCCCACACUCUGCUGCCAACUUAUCGGGGGAAUAGUCACUAUUGGAUCCUGGUGGGCACAGGCUUUUUUUCCCCCCAGUAGCUCGGAGUGUGUUUGCUGAGGGAGGUCGGGCAGGCAGGAGCUGUUUCUGGCCUCAGGACCCUCGCCCCCUUCCACCCGCCUCCCUUUUUCCUGUAUGUCUGACGGAGGACUCCUGGAGAUGAAAAGCCCGCGGGAGGAGGAUUUGUUCCCGUUCGCUCGGGAGCGGCUGGGAGAUGUCCCGGCCGAGCUGCUGUCCUUGCUCAGGCAGAGGGAGAAGGAGGUGCGGCUGGCGGCCGAGCUGGGCAAGGCUCUGCUCUCGGAGAACCAGGAGCUGAGGAGGACGAACGAGCAAAUCCACCAGCACUUCAGCCAAAAGCUAGAGGAACUGGAACAGGAGAAAUAUUCAUCACAUCUGAAACAUGAGGGGAGGAGGAGUGAAUGGGAGGCUCAAGUAGCAGACCUAGAGAGUGAUCUACAACAGUUACAGCUAGAGCUGCAGAAACAGCAGCAAUAUCUACAAGAGGUUGAGAAAGCUAAAAUAGACAUGGAAUGUGACCUAAGUGAACAAAACCAGAGGCUGGUGGAGCAACUGAACAAAGCAGCAAAGAUGGAGCAGGCCCUCGCCCAUGAGAUCAAAACACUAAGGGAGAGGUUUAUGGGCAAAGAUUUUCUGGCGAAUGAGAAUGCAACAAGGACACAGAACCUUCAUGUUGAGCUAGAGCUUUUGGCUGAGCAGAAAUAUAACUUGGAGCAGCAGAUCGUCACAGUGCAGAAGGAGAACUUGGCACUAAAGAACAUCAUUGACUCCAUGCAGGAAGAAUUCUCACAGUUACAACAGAAGAACACUGAACAGCUCCUGCAGUUAACCCUGGCACAGGAGAAUGUCAGACAAGUCCAGGGCUUGAAUCACCAACUGCAGAACCAAGUGCAGGAGCUGCAUGAGCAGCUGACGAUGCAGGAAUCCACCAACCACAACGAUUCCCUUCUCUCUGAAAUUGAGCACAAUCUGGAGACUGAGGCUCAGGCUUGGGAGGCUGAGAAAGAUCAGGUAAAGAAUGAUAUUGUGAAUAUCCAUCAGCAAUUACUCACCUUGAGUGGUGUGAAGUGCUCUGACAGUUUGACUGGAUGUCAGUUUCAUAGUCUGCAGGCAGCCCUUUCGCAUCUCAAGGAGCAGGUCCACAGCCUAACACAAGGCCCAGCUCCACAGGUUCUCACAGAAAGCAGUCAGAAAGAAUUGGAGGAGGAACUAAGGAGGGAACGACAGCUAAACCGGCAGGAACAGGCAAUGAAUGAAGAGAAGCAACAGAUGAUUGAGGAGCUUCAGAGACAGCUAGAGGUGCUAAACACAGAUCUGGUGAAUCUCCAGAAGGAAAACGAUAGUUUGCGGAGCAGCCUGGAGAAUGACUCUGGUCAUCGGCAUUUCCUGCAAGCAAUCCGUGAAAGAGACAUCGCGAUAACGAAAAAAAAUGCAGUGGAAGCAGAGCUCCUGAACUGUCAAAUGGAUAUGAAAUCAUUGAACUCCCAGCUUCUGGAGACCAUUCAACAGAAAGUGGGUUUGUCACAGGAAUUAGAAGCUUGGCAGGAUGACAUGCAAUUUGUGAUAAGUCAACAACUCAAAACCCAGCAGAAGACCGAACAGGCCUUGAAUGCUUCCUCCCAAAAUGACAGCCAGUACAGGGAUUCCAAACGUCGCUACUCCUUUCUCCAUAGAAAUCAAAUUCCCGAAGGAAAAGGCUUUCUCUCAUUGUUUAAGAGGUGAGCAGUGGUUGCCUCCGACUCCUUUCCUCCCUACAAUCUUCAUCAAACCGAGUGGCUGAUAGGCCAGGAAAUUAUUCUACAGAGUGUAUCAAAUCUCCAGGGACAAGGCAAACUCCAAAACUCUUCUCUUGAAAAUGCCACUGAAUUUCAUGUAUUGAUCAAGAAAAAGCCUGAAGCCAGGGAUGUAGACUACUGGAUGCAGAAUUAGUUUGAAAAACAAAGUUGAUUUUAAAAAAUCAACUAAUACAUAGAAAGGCAAAGGACAAGAUGUCAAUAUUGCAAGAUUCUGGAGACAAACAAAAAAAAUCAAGAGGAGGUGGUUGUCAAGACAUGAACAGAUAUAAAAUUGUUUAUUUUCCACACUGUAAUACAAAAUCUACCAGCUCCAUGACAGGCUGCAUGGAGCUCAAGGUGGUCAAUACUUUUUUUCAUAACUGGUGAUUAAUGAAGGUUUCUUUAAAAGAAUAAAUUUGUAAAGUAAUAGAAUACAAACUGCCGAUGCAGAUUUCCAUCAGUAUCUGUAAAUGGAAAAGGUUGGUUCAGAUUUUUGGGUCUUUAUCAGAUUCCUAAAUGUCAUGCUGGAAAGUUGGUACCCAAAAGACUAAUCUGACUGGCUUUUUACAGGUGACAGUGUUGUUCUAUAUUUUUAGCCUUUUCUGUAUUUUUUUUAUUUCCAGUAUACAAAGUUUUUUGUUUCUUUUUAUUUAAAGUGUAAAAUCUAUUAAAAAAAAAGCUUAUAGUUAUUCCACAUGUUCUCCAAGUUUUUGUGGCACCA
Molecule: messenger RNA, 2708 nt
Organism: Hemiscyllium ocellatum (epaulette shark)
Lineage: Eukaryota; Metazoa; Chordata; Chondrichthyes; Orectolobiformes; Hemiscylliidae
Product: BICD family-like cargo adapter 1
Exons: 10
Coding region: 330-1934 (534 amino acids)
Biological process (GO): vesicle transport along microtubule; Golgi to secretory granule transport
Source: RefSeq, a predicted model, not a curated record